Molecule: messenger RNA, 5616 nt
Organism: Anguilla rostrata (American eel)
Lineage: Eukaryota; Metazoa; Chordata; Actinopteri; Anguilliformes; Anguillidae
Product: neurexophilin-1-like
Exons: 2
Coding region: 406-1242 (278 amino acids)
Molecular function (GO): signaling receptor binding
Source: RefSeq, a predicted model, not a curated record
CGUGCGUUCCUGUCAGUGCACAGGGCUGACACGCAAAACAAUUGGAAGCGUGCGCUUCAGUCAGUCUUGUGCAAAGUGGAACUACCUUAACACCGUUUGAAAAAGGAUUUUUUAAAUGAUUAUUGUUGUUAUUUUUAGGCAUAUUUGCUCUAAAUCAGUCUAUCGCCAACUGUAAGGAUAUUUUUCGAGGUGGAUGGUUUACAUUGUUUCUUUAAGGACCGACCAAUGGAUCUCCAGUAUUCAUACGCUUUUAUUGAAAGCUGGGAGUAAAAUUAGCAGGUGAUUUCCAUAGGUGUUGUGACGCGCUGGACAUGGGACCCUGUUGCGGGAUUGAGGGAUACUGUACGGGAGGAACUGUGUCUCCCUGAAGGAAAGCUGGUUUUGUUGGUGACUGGAGCCGAGAAGAUGCGCGCUGGGAAGAUGUGUACCAAACACGGCUUCAUCUUGCUUCUUCUCAAUGGGACAGCGUGUUUGCUGGCUUUGGGACAGGAAGACCAGUCCUCCAGCCACAAGGGGGGCGCCGGCGAGCAGCCCAAGCCGGUGGGCGUCCUGGACGGGCAGGGCCUGUCGCCCCUGGGCCGCUGGAUGCUGCAGACCAGGAGCCGGGCGGCCAACGCCACGGGGCUGGAGCUGCCGUACCGCGCCCCCGCCGCCCCCCUGCCCCUCUCCAAGCAGGACUUCUGGGACAUCCUGGGGAGCGACUCGCGGCCGGACGCCGCCGGCGGUGGGUCGCGGGCCAAGCGUCACCCCAUCGUCAAGACCGGCAAGUUCAAGAAGAUGUUCGGCUGGGGCGACUUCUACUCCAACAUCAAGACGGUGCGGCUCAACCUGCUGAUCACCGGCAAGAUCGUGGACCACGGCAACGGCACCUUCAGCGUGUACUUCCGCCACAACUCCACGGGCCAGGGGAACAUCUCCGUCAGCCUGGUGCCGCCCGUCAAGGCGGUGGAGUUCGACCUGGAGCGCCAGAGCGUGGUCUACCCCAAGGACUCCAAGAUCUUCAACUGCCGCGUGGACUACGAGAAGGUGGACCGCAACAAGAAGACCUCGCUGUGCAACUACGACCCGUCCAAGACCUGCUUCCAGGAGCAGACCCAGAGCCACGUCUCCUGGAUCUGUUCGAAACCCUUCAAGGUCAUCUGCAUCUACAUCUCCUUCUACAGCACGGACUACCGCCUGGUCCAGAAGGUCUGCCCCGACUACAACUACCACAACGAGAUGCCCUACCUGCCCUCGGGGUAGGGGCGGAGACGGGGUGUUGAGGGGGUGGGGGCAGGGGGCACUGGGGGUUCCGGAGGGGGGUAGUCACAGCCCUGGGACCUGUGCUCUAACGCGAGCGAAUCAGCGAGACUGUGUGAGGAAAUACAAUCGCACACAUGAAUCUACCCUAACGGCAGUGGAACAGACAGCAAUAUAUUAAAAUAUUACAGAAAUAAAAUCGGAAUAAUAUUGCGACAAUAUUAUAUUGCCUUCACGAUAUACAGCAAAUAUAAAAAGUGCAGGAAAUAUAGCAAUUAUUGUUCUUUUUUCAGAUACUGAAAGAUUUUUGAAAAAAAUAUUGCAUAAAUAUUGAAAUAUAUAAAUAUAUAAUGCUGGUUUCCACACACACGCACGUACACACACACACACACACACACACACACACACACGUACACACAUUCAUUUCCUGCUCAGCCCAACUAUCAACAGCCAGUUUGGAAUUGUAAAUUGCUUUAGUAUUCCCUGCUCGUAAUUCCCUUGGGUUUAUUGCCUUAUGCUUGCUGUUUAUGAACUAGCAUCGUGCAGGUUUAACAUUCCUAUUGGAGUCUGAACACACUGAAAAUACAGCCAAAUAAAACAUGUCACGAUAUUGCAACACUUCACAAUAUGUGCAUAAAAAAUAGAAAAAUACGAAAAUUGCCACUUUGAAAUGAGAUCACUGCUGUGGAAUCAUACCCCUAUUUUCCAAAAAGUCCAUAUUUAUAAUAUAUUGCAGCAUGUUCCAUUUCUGAGAGGUAGUUUUUCGAAUGUUCGGCUGGAUACAGGUGUCCUGUAGGACACUACACAGGAGAAAUUCCAUAUCUGCUAUUCUAGAAGUGUUCCUUUUUUAUUUUUAUUUUUUUAUUAUUCCCACUAAAGUGAAAUCUCUCCUUUUCAUCUCAGAUACGCAAAAUGAAAAAUGGCUAAAAUUAAGCUGUUCCGCAGCCAUAUUUAGAGAUAGUGGAAAAAUAUUGCAGCCGAAAUGGGCCCCCAUUCAUCUGGGCCCGAGCUCAGGUUCAACAAAGAAUAGCGGAGCGUUUCGGAGCCGAACAAUGGGGACGUUAUUCAUUACGCUCGCCCCUUGCGCACACCUGAAGAGGUUUUGUGGCGAUUUGAAUUAAAAUGGAGGAGGAGAAAGAGCAUUCAUUAGGUUGCAUUCUGCGUCCAUUGUUCUCUUCGUUUUAUGAGCCUCUGCGAUUGCCAGCCUGGAGUCUAUUAAAAAAAUAUCUGAUUUUGUUACCAUCAGAGCUCCCGAUAUGAUAAGGUGAUACAUUUUCUUGUGCAUGGGGAAGGUUCUUUUUCAACCGACUGCUGUAUUUUUAAAUAAAUGCAUUUAAAAAUUUACACACACACACACACACACACACACACACACACACACACGCAUAAUACCUGAUACAUAAUGAGUUGAACUAGGUAACCUCUACUUUGAAAGGAAAAAGCCUUCAGCAAAGAUUUGAUGUAUAUAGCCAAACUGCAUUAUUGUUGCUUGAUGAUGGCAUGGCACCGUGGCCAAUCAAAACACUUCUCUCGGUUUACAUUUCUGCGACAAAUAUCGCUACGCGCCUGAUAAUUUCACAUUUAAAAUAUGAGAGGCGUAACAAUCCGUUUUGUCGGGAACCUCACAGAGCUGACAAAACAACAAGCUCGGAAGCUGGGUUGCUUUCAUUUAUUUAUUAUCGUCAAUUCUUCACGGCUAAAUUGGAGUAAUCGAGCACCGUAACUUCAGCGUUUCCCCCCCAGACGUCUCAUUUAACAUAUUUGCGAUCGGGCGUUUUAAUUAGAUUGUGGAAAAAAUGCACAGUGACAUAAAGCAAGGGAACUUGACUGGUUUAACACAAAUUGGAUCCUUAACGCAGAGGUUAGGGAGCACUUUGGGGUUUUUAUAAAUGCUUGUGUUCAGGCCGGGCCUGCAGGCUCAUAGUUCACCCGCAGUAAGGACAUCCCAUAAAUGUUCGCCUGUGGGGUGGCAUUAAGGCCAGUAUAAAACCGUUGCUUUUAUCAUUUUCUUUUUAGAGAGAGGAAAACAGCGAGAGAAACAAAAUAAAAAUAACCGCGUAUGAAAACCGUAGGAGAUGAGAGAAAGAGUGCUAAUUUACGGUUUUAGGAAAGACUGAUUCCUUAAAGGGCUAUUUUGUUGGCUCGUAACGGCAUAUCCCUGCGUCUGUGAAAACAGCGCGGCUCUCGCCGUCCCGCCGAGACCGUCGUGGAAUUUCAUUAUGACCCUUAUAAAAAAAAAAAAACGAACGCAUCUGCGGAACCGAAGCCGCUUAUUGACGCACGUAAACCCAGUCUUUGUUUCGUACUUUCAAAUGACGUUGGUUUCCACCUUCCCCACGCGCACGUGUGAUCGCCUAGCCGUUCUCGCUUGCAAAUCAUAAAGGCGAAGGCCGAGUGAAUUCCUCUUAGCGCCCGCCGAUGGCCGCCGGUCUGCGUUUCCGGCCGCAGCCAAUCCACGCCCGACGGAGAUUGCGUUAAGGUGCGGUCACGCUACAAUUCACGCUCGCGAAAUCAUUACGGACCCCGCAGCGAACGCUAAAAUAAAUCAUUUAAAAAAAUGUUAGAAUAAGAUAUGUUUACCGUCGAUUCUGGUUUCCCGCUACACGGCGAACCAUGCUGCCUUGUUUGCGUCUUGUGUUCCUUUAAAGUUGAAUUAAAUGAGAUUGAAUGAUGGGACACAGCCAAAAUGAUAGCCUCCUCCGUUUUUUUUUUUUCAGCUUAGGGGUCAACCCGCGACGUCGAGGUCGUCUAAUUGGUCAGCUACGUUUGCGCGAAGCGGAUUCGCAGGUCAAAGUCCGCUAAACCUGAACUCUGGUACGGAGCGAAAUGCGAAAAUCCUUCGCAUUCGGAUACAUAUCUUUCCUCCCGCCUUCCGCACGUGUUUGAAUGGAAGCGAGCGGAACGCGAAAGGCUGGUGUGACCGCACCUUUUACACCCCGCUCACGAGGCACCGCAGAAACGCGCGCAGGCCGGCCUGUAAACCAUUCGUUUCCCCCGCGGUCGGCUAACGGCAUCGACGCUAAUAUCGAUACCAGCACGCUUUCCCUAUCGCAGCGCUGAGAGGCAGCGCUCACACCUGUCCUAACGAAGCGACAGCCGCAGCUGAGAUCUGCGCCUCGAGACGGGCGCGGGCGUUUGGUUCGGCUACGUUAAGGCCGUAAAAAAUAAUCGUAAUUAUAAAAAAUAAAAAAAAACCUCGUGUUCUCUCGACGCGCCGUUGGAACGCGCCGUUCUCGUUUAAAUCAGGGCGCGAGCGGGACCUACAAAUCACAGCCGGCGAGAGAGCGCAGCAGCGAUAACGGCCUUCGUCUUUCUCACAACUUCUUCACGGGCGAGCUGGAGCGCUAAUGGCGGCGUCUGAUCGCAGGGGCGGUUCCAGCGCCCGCGCGCAUCGCGGCCACAUCAGGAGAACGUGUAAAGGCUGGGCUCUCAAACUCCAGUCCUGGAGAGCCGCGGCCUCUCCGGGUUUUUUGCGGUGUCCUUUCGAUCGGCAGCCGAUUUAGGAAACGAGGCGCGCGGACUCCUUAGCCAAUCGGUGACUUGAAUUGGGCGCUUCAAGUGCAGGAACGCGUCAAACACCAGCAGGCGCAGCCGUCGUCCGGGAUUCCAGUUUGAGAUCGCCACUCUGAGCGCGAAGUACAGUCAGCUACACGGCCACACACGGGACAGACGGUUAACUAAGGUCCAGACUUCUCUGUGCUGUUAAAAAUGUGCGUCUGCGCUUUGCGUGGUUGGAUUCGAGACGUAAUGAAUGUUCCCAAACCCUUGGUGUGUGCCCCCCCUCUCCUCCCCCUGCCCCCCCAGGCAAUGCCCCGGUACUGAUAUCCUGCAGAACUGGCCUCUCCGGGGGGCACCCAGACGGGGGUAAAACCGCACCCCGUCCCGCCAGCCAGUCGUAGACGGGACUGCUCUGUAAGAUAUUCAUUCCCCUCCCAGUGACUCCCUCUGACCGAUCCCAUCCGGGCGGAUGACCCGUCUCCAUGGGUACGAACCCUGUGGAGGACCUGAGGUCUGCUGAGACACGGGAGCAACAUUCUCCAUUCUGGAGCAACACCCGAAACCCAGCGGCAAAGCACCUCUGUACCCCCCCUCUCAGGAGCGCCUGACUGGACAAUGAAUUUAAGAGGUGCAUAACCCCUCCCCCCCGCUUACCCCCAACCAAUCGACUUUACCCUGGCCUUGUGGGAGGGGUCAUGCAGUCGCUGCAUCCAUGGCUAACGGACACUUAGCCUUCCUGAGGGCCGGGGCGCAGCUGGUCAACGCAGUGCAAUACUACAAACUUCAGAAUAAACGCCCAAAUAACGUCUGAGUAACGUCAGAAUAACAUCCCCAUCAGCCCCUUGCCCUUGGUUCUAAAUAAAGUUGUAUUUAAAUGUU